Messenger RNA from Pyricularia pennisetigena, 2388 nucleotides. RefSeq lists its product as uncharacterized. Lineage: Eukaryota; Fungi; Ascomycota; Sordariomycetes; Magnaporthales; Pyriculariaceae. The transcript has 2 exons. The coding region runs from base 1 to 2388 and encodes 795 amino acids. The record is from RefSeq and is a predicted model, not a curated record. Gene Ontology annotation, molecular function: protein binding.
AUGUCAAACACAGAAGCGCCUCUACCAGCUGCGAAGAUUGGCCGCCCAGCACAAUGGAACGAAUCCAAGUCUCGCAAGCUGGCGAGAUUAUACAUGUACACGACCUUGCCUAUAGAGAAGAUCAUCAAAGCACUCGACGAUGGCUUCUUCAAGCCAGGGCGCAACUCGGCCCAAAAGACGUUACACAAGAUGUUAGGCCAUGAUCCUCGGCACUUGCGCCCAGAAGGUCGUGAAGAGAUGAAUGAGCGGAUAAAUGGGCUAUCACGCUUCACCAGCCGCAAGAGAAACAGACCAGACACGUCACGGACAACUGCAGAAAUCAUUAGUCCAGUUGAUCGAGGCAAUUACCAAGCUUACUGCGACAAGGAGACCAUGGUCAAGAAUUUCGACUUACACACUCUCAAAACCCAACCGGCUGAACUCCACGACUUCAAGGUCGAGUCACCAUCUGAUUAUUCACCAGCUGCACUAACAGCGCCGUCUCCUGGUGUACACUCCCUCAACGCCUACUCGCCUGCUGCAUACUCCCCAUACCUGUCUCAUAACCCAUGGCACCGCUCCCAGAUGUCGCCGCUACACAUUGACACAUCCUAUGGAGCGCCUACCCCGAACACGCCAUCUGGAGUCGAGUCUCAUGCAAGCUACAAGGACGAUCUAUUCGUACCGAAGCCUCUUGCGCAAAGCAACACUGUGCUCUCGUCUUCGACAACCGCCACCACAGCCAGCAUUCGCGACCUCAAGGAACGAUUGUCCACGGCGUCCACGACAUUUGCGAAGCAGGUGUCAUCUCUUAUACGCCAGUGGACGAUAGGCAGCGAAACAAACUUGCCCCUUCAGCCCCGUCCAGGGGCAGGUAAAGUGACUGAUCCGAAUCAGAUCGAGGAGGACUUGUGGAAAAGGCCUCUCCCUGGAGAGUUCUUUAAGGCCGUUGACAUGUGUGAUCAAGAUCCGGACAACUGGCAGGAGAUUGCGGAUAUGAUAUAUACUGUUUCGGACUUCUGGCUUCUGCCCAACAGCAAACUAUCCGAUGUGGCCCGGCAGUAUUUGGAGCAUCCAACACCGGCUGCUUUGAAUGAGCGGGACUAUUUCGGCAACACCCUUUUACACCUCUUUGGAACCUAUGUGGUGGAUGCAUCAGAUUGCGACUACGUUUUCCGAGAGAUGAUUUUGCCAGCAACGACAGAACAACUUUGUGCGACAAACACCGGCAGUCAGACAUUCCUCCACGUCCUUGCUAAGCCAUGGUUUUCAGGGCUGGAGGAAUCCACCGCGGCCCUUCUGCAGCUGCUUUCAUAUGUCCAGGUUACAUGCCCCAAAAUCUUGACGCAAUGUGACGUUUAUGGCCAGACCUUCUUUCAUCAUAUGCAGUCAAUGAUGCAAUCAAACCCAAACGGCCAGGCGACAAUGUCGACAAUUUUGCAAAUGUUUGACAAAUCACUCAUGCCUCAACGCGAUGCCUUUGGCAUCAAGCCAAUUGUCGACUCGAACUUUGCAGCCCCCAGGAGACAACAUAUCCCGCCGUUAUCUCCACUGGCAGAGGAGAUGGGGUCACCAACGUCGAGCAUCGGGGCGGCAUGGCCAGGGCAGGAGUCUCCGUCAGAGCGUCUUGCCAAGCACACUGCUUUGAUGAAAAUUGUUACAGGGGCCGACAACAAUCCGUCACUCGAGGACGAGGAGGGACGGAACUGCCUCCACUGUCUGGCCGAGGUUAUCCUCGAUAGCGACAAGCUGCAAGAGAAGUGUGCUUCGCCAGCUAAUAGUCGACGGCCUCCCAAGAGGGCAUACGAUCAGAAAGGCACAGAAAAGUCGCCAAAGCAGGGACCUGGCGACAAGACAGUUGACAAUAUUGUCAGUCAGAUCACAUAUGAUGGCCCUCUAGCCAGCCGUCUGAAGUAUCUCAAGGGUCUACUCAGCUGCCCUGGAAUAGACCCGAAUCAUUACAACAAAGACGGCAAUACCGUUCUCAUGGCGUUCAUUCAACACAUUACAGACGUGGACGAGGACAAGCACCGAAACUUGGCAGCGAUUUACAACACGCUGAUUGACGUGGACGGCAAAGGCCGAGGUCCGAUCCUCGAGGCCCGAAACCGCAACGGAGAGACACCACUUCUCAUGGCUGCUAGGCUGGGGCGAAAGACAGCGCUGAAGACACUACUGGAGCGAGGUGCCAACGUGCAUGCCCGCGACGUGAACAAAAGGGGAAUUUUGGACAUUAUUGACGAGCAGUUGGGGUCUGUGGAAGCAAGACAAGACACCGCUUUCUACGGCAGGCUCGAGGCUUGCAGAGUCUUGCUCACGGGAAGAUACAAGGAAGACUGGGCCGGUGGAGAUGAAGUGUGCCAGAAGCCCGGCGUUCUUGAUGAGUGGCAGGUGCGCAGUGUCAGGUGA